Messenger RNA from Cannabis sativa, 2019 nucleotides. RefSeq names its product protein RETARDED ROOT GROWTH-LIKE. The transcript is spliced from 7 exons. NCBI's taxonomy places the organism in Eukaryota, Viridiplantae, Streptophyta, Magnoliopsida, Rosales, Cannabaceae. The record is from RefSeq and is a predicted model, not a curated record. Bases 82 to 1302 code for a protein of 406 amino acids.
UUAAUUAAAAAAAUAAAAAACUAAAAACCCCAUCUCGUCUUCGCAUCCUCUGCCAAAUAUCUGAAGCUGUCACAAUUCGCAAUGUGGCGCUCUCGCACAGUAGACGCCCAUUUCAGGACCAUGCGUCUCAUCCCUUCUCUCCUCUCUUCUUCUUCUCCACUCAUCCUUGUCCGUACAAUCAAGAACCAGGUACACCUUCCCUCCCCUUUGCCCAAUCCAUCUCGGUCUUCUUCUCUUCCCAAAUCCCUAAUCUCCCCUAUUGUUACCUUUACGCCUUCCUCUCCCUCUGGUCUCCGUAGCCAGAGCCUUAGCUCCGGAAUUGGAUUCCGUGUCGUCCGUUGCAUAUCUUCGGUGUCACCUGCGCCGACAUUUGACUGGAACGAGCCGGUCUCCUGCUCGGAGGUCGGAGAUGGUGACAUGGGCACAGUGGAUGAAGAGACCAGGCCUCAUAUUCCCGUUAGAGCUUAUUUCUUCUCAACUAGUGUGGAUUUAAGAAAAUUGGUGGAACAGAACAGGGCAAAUUUUAUCCCACCAACAUCAAGAAUGACUAAUUACGUUCUUCUUAAAUUCGGCGAGCUUUCUCAAACCAAUGGUUUGCGUGCUUCUUUAAGUGGCAGUGAUUGCUGCUACAUGGUUGUCUUUCAAUACGGUUCAAUUGUCUUGUUUAACGUCCGCGAACAUGAGAUUGAUCAGUAUCUAAAAAUUGUAGAGAAACAUGCAUCAGGCUUACUACCUGAAAUGAGAAAGGAUGAGUACGAAGUAAGAGAGAAGCCAACAUUAGACACGUGGAUGGAAGGAGGAUUGGAUUAUAUAAUGUUACAGUAUGUGAAUACUGAUGGGAUUCGUACCAUUGGUAGUGUUCUUGGUCAAAGUAUUGCUCUUGAUUACUAUGUUCGCCAGGUUGAUGGAAUGGUUGCAGAAUUCACAGACAUUAACCGUGAAAUGGAAACAACUGGAAAUUUUAAGAUGAAGAAAAAAAAAUUAUUUCAAUUAGUUGGAAAGGCAAAUUCUAAUCUUGCUGAUGUGAUUCUUAAGCUUGGACUGUUUGAGAGAUCAGAUAUUGCCUGGAAAGAUGCUAAAUAUGCUCAGAUAUGGGAAUAUCUCAGAGAAGAAUUUGAGGUAACCCAGAGAUUCGCAAGUCUUGAUUUCAAGUUGAAGUUUGUAGAGCAUAAUAUUCGGUUUCUUCAGGAAAUUCUUCAAAAUAGGAAAUCAGAUCUGUUGGAGUGGCUCAUUAUUGCCUUGAUAGGUGCUGAAAUUCUGCUCUCUCUUUAUGACAUUAUACAUAGAUCAGCACUCACUUAACUAUAGCACAGUUUGGGUAAGCAAGCCAAAAUCCUAAUGGAAGCGUCCAAAUUCCUGUAUAUUUUAUGGCUGAUUAUAGUUGAAGUUACAGGGGCACAUCUGGAAUCAUGUAUCUACAUCAAUUCAAUUGAUUUUAUCAAUUUUUACACUCUUUUUUUUACACAAAACAUAAUAUUUAUCCAUUUACCAAUCCUAUCACACUAUAAUGAGUAUUGAUGCUUCAUUGAAUGGGACUUUACUUGCUAAGUCCUACAAUGAGAUCUAUGACAUUAUUAUAGAAUCGCCAACAACAAUUAUCAGUGGCCUACUACUAGAGCAUCUCCGGGAAAGAAAGUUACUAGUGUUCUUGAAGUUGAUGUCAUUAUUUCUUUAGCUGUUCAAGUAGCUUCAAUGUUAAAUAUGCUCUAGGCUAUGAGCAUGGGUCAACAAAUAGUUUCCUCACAUGUGGAUCAGCUCUCGGAGAUUUCUUGUGUUCAUUGUGGUAAGAGCCACAUCUUUGACUACUGCCUAUUCAAUCUUGCAUCUGUUUGCUCCAUGGAGAAUCAAAAAAUUUGUUAGCAAUUUUCUUUCAUGAUGUGUAAGUGAAUAUAAUUUCGCUCGAGUAAUAUAAUGAUAAGUCUAAAUAUUGUCUAGCUAUUAUGUAUAAUGUAAAAACUAAAAAUUACUUUGUUUAAUUUUGAUACUAGUUAAUACUUAAUAUAGUAAACGUUUUUGGUC